Lineus longissimus is the source of this 10427-nucleotide messenger RNA. Its product is annotated as serine/threonine-protein phosphatase 6 regulatory ankyrin repeat subunit A-like. Gene Ontology annotation, cellular component: cytoplasm; nucleus. Gene Ontology annotation, molecular function: protein binding. The coding region runs from base 862 to 6066 and encodes 1734 amino acids. NCBI's taxonomy places the organism in Eukaryota, Metazoa, Nemertea, Pilidiophora, Heteronemertea, Lineidae. The record is from RefSeq and is a predicted model, not a curated record. The transcript is spliced from 7 exons.
ACCCUCACGCUCACUUACUCAUGAAGACAUCGUGGCUCUGAAUCAACAGGCACUGCAGGACUGAAAAUCUGCUCAACACCAUAAGAAGAGAGGAGAUCAUCCACACUUAGGCUAACACUCCUUGAGAGGACCCUCACGCUCACUUAAUACUCGUGAAGACAUCGUGGCUCUGAAUCAACAGGCACUGCAGGACUGAAAAUCUGCUCAACACCACAAGAAGAGAGGAGUAAGUUUGAGCCGAGUCGAGCUCAACCCUGCCAGGUCAUCUAUGCAGUUCCCAUGAGGACCCUCGCACGUACUCACUCGUAAAGACCUCAUGGAUCGUACUUCAACAGGCAUUGGACUGAAAAAACUGCUCAACACCAAGACAUGAGAAUACAAGUUUGAGUUCAGUCGAGCUCAACCCGCCAGAUCAUCGACACUUAGACUAACACUCCUUGAGAGGACCCUAACGCACACUCACUCAUGAAGACCUUGUGGCUCUGAAUCAACAGGCACUGCAGGACUGAAAAUCUGCUCAACACCAUAAGAAGAGAGGAGCCAGAUCAUCGACACUUAGACUAACACUCCUUGAGAGGACCCUAACGCACACUCACUCAUAAAGACCUCAUGGCUCUGAAUCAACAGGCACUGCAGGACUGAAAAUCUGCUCAACACCACAUGAAGAGAGGAGUAAGUUUGAGCUGAGUCGAGCUCAACCCUGCCAGGUCAUCUAUGCAGUUCCCAUGAGGACCCUCGCACGUACUCACUCGUAAUGACCUCAUGGAUCGUACUUCAAAAGGCAUUGGACUGAAAAAACUGCUCAACACCAAGACAUGAGAAUAGUUACAACAGCGUGCAGAUGAAAACCUUGCUGUCAACAUGGAGAAAUCUCAACCAGGACCUGACGAAGCUGUCGGCAUGGAAGACAGCCAACCCGAGGGAACUCAAAAUAAUCCAAUCAUCCAAUCCAUAGCCGAAGUAGGACACGGUUCAUGCAAAAUGGCUGACAACGAGAUCAGUGGUGCCACCAAUAAAGAGUUCACCAAACCAGAACACAGUCAAGUCAAUGAAAGGACACGCGAGGCCAAAGCAGGGGACACUGAAGCUGGAUCCAGAAAGCGCAAACUUGAGAACAGAGACGACAAGCUUGCCUUGAAUAUGGAAGAAAAUCAACCAGGACAGGGUGGAUUUGGAGCAGAUGGCAAAGACGAGAUGUGUGUCUUGGUUAAGGAACCUCAACGGAAACGCACAAGGCUAAGAACUUCAUUUCCAUCCUCAUCAUCUUGCAGGUUACAACGGCAUGCAGAUGAAAACCUUGCUGUCAACAUGGAGAAAUCUCAACCAGGACCUGAUGAAGUUGUCAGCAUAGAAGAAAGCCACCCCGAUGUGGAGGGAACCCAAACUAAUUCAGUCGUCCAAGCCAUAGCCGGAGUAGGACUCGGUUCAUGCAAAAUGGCUGACAAUGAGAUCAGUGGUGCCACCAAUGAAGAGUUCACCAAACCAGAACACAGUCAAGUCAAUGAAAGGACACGCGAGGCCAAAGCAGGGGACACUGAAGCUGGUUCUAGAAAGCGCAAAUUUGAGAACAUAGACGACAAGCUUGCCUUGAACAUGGAAGAAAAUCAACCAGGACAGGGUGGACUUGGAGCAGGUGGCAAAGACGAGAUGAAUGUCUUGGGUGGAGAACCACGACCGAAAUGUAGAAAAAGUAUCACAGUAGACAAGCAGGAGGGUCAUGACGCCAAUGUCGAUGGAACUGGAACAGGACAGGGCCACAGGAAACAUAAAGCUGUGGUAACUGAAGAUGGAGUUAAAAUUGAUUUGGAGACUGUUAAUAGAGCCUUUCUUGAAUUAGCAGAGAAAGGUCGUCCAGAUACUGUCAAGAUAUUGAUAGAUGCUGGGGCUGAUGUUAAUGCCAAAGACAUUAACAAUGACAUACUCUUGCUUGCAUCAGCAUCUGGAGGUCAUUCUGAUACUGUAAAGAUAUUGAUAGAUGCUGGGGCUGAUGUUGAUGCCAAGGACAUUAACAAUGUCACACCCUUGCUUGCAUCAGCAUCGGGAGGUCAUUCUGAUACUGUAAAGAUAUUGAUAGAUGCUGGGGCUGAUGUUGAUGCAAAGAGCACUAACAAUGACACACCCUUGCUUGUAUCAGCACGGAGAGGUCAUUCUGAUACUGUCAAGAUAUUGACAGAUGCUGGGGCUGAUGUUGAUGCCAAGGACAUUAUCAAUGACACACCCUUGCAUUAUUCAGCAUGGGAAGGUCAUUCUGAUACUGUCAAGAUAUUGACAGAUGCUGGGGCUGAUGUUGAUGCCAAGGACAUUAUCAAUGUCACACCCUUGCUUGCAUCAGCACGGGGAGGUCAUUCUGAUACUGUAAAGAUAUUGAUAGAUGCUGGGGCUGAUGUUGAUGCAAAGAGCACUAACAAUGACACACCCUUGCAUGCAUCAGCAUUGAGAGGUCAUUCUGAUACUGUCAAGAUAUUGACAGAUGCUGGGGCUGAUGUUGAUGCCAAGACAACUUACAAUGACACACCCUUGCUUGCAUCAGCAUGGGAAGGUCAUUCUGAUACUGUCAAGAUAUUGAUAGAUGCUGGGGCUGAUGUUGAUGCCAAGACCACUAACAAUGACACACCCUUGCUUGCAUCAGCACGGGGAGGUCAUUCUGAUACUGUCAAGAUAUUGAUAGAUGCUGGGGCUGAUGUUGAUGCCAAGACCACUAACAAUGACACACCCUUGCUUGCAUCAGCACGGGGAGGUCAUUCUGAUACUGUCAAGAUAUUGAUAGAUGCUGGGGCUGAUGUUAAUGCAAAGGGCACUAACAAUGUCACACCCUUGCUUGCAUCAGUACGGAGAGGUCAUUCUGAUACUGUCAAGAUAUUGAUAGAUGCUGGGGCUGAUGUUGAUGCAAAGGACACUAACAAUGACACACCCUUGCUUGCAUUAGCAUGGGAAGGUCAUUCUGAUACUGUUAAGAAAUUGAUAGAUGCUGGGGCUGAUGUUGAUGCAAAGGACACUAACAAUGACACACCCUUGCUUGCAUUAGCAUGGGAAGGUCAUUCUGAUACUGUUAAGAAAUUGAUAGAUGCUGGGGCUGAUGUUGAUGCAAAGGACACUAACAAUGUCACACCCUUACUUGCAUCAGCACGGGGAGGUCAUUCUGAUACUAUCAAGAUAUUGAUAGAUGCUGGGGCUGAUGUUGAUGCAAAGGACACUAACAAUGACACACCCUUGCAUGCAUCAGCAUGGGAAGGUCAUUCUGAUACUGUCAAGAUAUUGAUAGAUGCUGGGGCUGAUGUUGAUGCCAAGAACACUGACAAUGACACACCCUUGCUUGCAUCAGCAUGGGAAGGUCAUUCUGAUAAUGUCAAGAUAUUGAUAGAUGCUGGGGCUGAUGUUAAUGCCAAGGACACUAACAAUGUCACACCCUUGCUUGCAUCAGCAUUGGAAGGUAAUUCUGAUACUGUCAAGAUAUUGAUAGAUGCUGGGGCUGAUGUUAAUGCAAAGGGCACUAACAAUGUCACACCCUUGCUUGCAUCAGCAUUAAAAGGUAAUUCUGAUACUGUCAAGAUAUUGAUACAUGCUGGGGCUGAUGUUAAUGCAAAGGGCGCUAACAAUGACACACCCUUGCUUGCAUCAGCAUGGGGACGUCAUUCUGAUACUGUCAAGAUAUUGAUAGAUGCUGGGGCUGAUGUUGAUGCCAAGAACACUGACAAUGUCACACCCUUGCAUGCAUCAGCACAGGAAGGUCUUUCUGAUACUGUCAAGAUAUUGAUAGAUGCUGGGGCUGAUGUUAAUGCAAAGGGCGCUAACAAUGCCACACCCUUACUUGUAUCAGCAUGGGGAGGUCAUUCUGAUACUGUCAAGAUAUUGAUAGAUUCUGGGGCUGAUGUUGAUGCCAAGGACACUAACAAUGUCACACCCUUGCAUCAAGCAACUAGAAGAGGGGAGUUACAAGUAGUUGUGGGACUCAUACUAAAGGGGGCUAAUGUGAAUCUUAAGAACAACUGUGGUGUGAUACCUAUUCAUCUGGCAGUAGAAGGUAGAUACAUACAAAUCAUAAAUGAACUAAUGAACAAAACUGAUUUAGCUGACCCUGGUGCACUCUCGAUAUUACACUCUUUAUUACUGGAAACCGAUAUUGGUAUGCUGAAGAUUAUGUGCCGCAAUUCAUCAGUCUACCGUGCUUGUGGCAAUUACGGGAGGACCUUACUCCAUGUUGCCGGACAACUCGGCUGCCAUGAAUACAUUCAACAUUUAACAACAUGUGAUGGAGUCCAGGUUAAUCACAAAGAUCACUUUGGAAAGAGUUCACUCCACUACGCCGUAGAGAUUGGGAAUGAAGAGACAAUACAUGAACUUCUAGAAGCUGGUUGUGAUGUUCAUGAAUUAGACUUAGCGCAGAAGUCAGUUUUGCACCAUGCUGCAAUAAAUGGACACUGCAAUCUUAUAGGAUUUUUCAUUGAAAAAUAUAGGUUAGAUCCAUAUCAGGCUGAUGUUGAUGACAGGAACUGUCUCCAUUAUGCUGUGAUCUAUCGAAAUGAGGACGUAGUGGCCCUGUUGAUGGAGAAAUACAGUGAUCCUAGGAAGGAUGCAAGGGACUAUCGAAACAAGACACCGACUGACUACUUGCAUCAGUGUGAAGAAGGCAGUUUGACAUCAAAAUACCUUCGAGGCUGGACAUCAGGAGUUACUGCAAUUGAGCUUGGUAACACCGAAAGUGAUGAUCAUACUGCCGGAGAAUGCUCUGAUAUUACAAAUAUUCCUGACUUGUGCAAAAUUUCAGAACAACCAUACAUUGGGUCUGUAAUGGCAAUCACAGGACACGAUAAUGUAAAAUUUGUCAAAUAUGUUAAAGAAAAGGUGCAACAAGUUAUAAAAGAGGUACUACCACAGAUCACGGAAGUGAAGGUUAUUGGGGUUGGAAGUUCAUUUGAGGCAUCAAAGCAUGGCAUGCCUGAUGAAUUUGAUUUUUUGGUGAAGUUGGGACAUAUUUAUUAUGAUUAUGAAAAAUAUGAUAAACAUGAAGGAUAUCAAAAUAUGAAGAAUUUUCUUUUCAUAGAUAAUUCUCAGGAACCUAAGGUCAUUGGGUCAUAUGGGAUGUGGGUGUGGAGCAGACUCAUGGAAUAUUGGAGUGAUUGCGUAUCAAACAAAAAGGCCACACGAAGUGAUGGUGAUCGCAGCUUCUGUGUGUUAUCGCCACCACAGAGACAUCCUGAUCGUAAAACCUGCACGACAUGGAUCUGGCUGUACAGUGAUGAAAUGUUUACCGACUUGCCAAUAUCAAUAGACUUGGUGCCUGCCAUUGAGGUUGACAUGAAUAAUUCUAAAAUGAGUUCAGCAUUGAUGAUUUUUAAGAGAAUAGACUGCAAACAAUCAAAAAAGUACAUAGUUCCUAAAAUUCCAUACAGGACCAGCACGGUAGCACAAAACAUUAAACCUGACAAACUUAAUCAGCUUGGGCGGGACUCCUACCCAACAAUUGAGGUGGAUUACCUCAAAGCUUUGGAUAAACGGGUGAAGGCUGUCUUCAUCACAGCAAAAUGUGUGAGAAAGGCAGAGGUGUGUGGCUUCAAAAUUAAAAUCAACAAGGGUGAUAUGGUAUGUGGCUACAAAAUUAAAAACAACAAUGUCAAUAUUAAGUCGGUCAGUGAGUUAGUAACCAGCUACAGAUUGAAAUCUGUAUUCUUGCAUCUGGUUGAACUGUUUCUGAAGUCAGACAUGUCCCUCGGGAAAAUGGUCCUGAUGGUGUAUGAACAUUUAGAAAAGUGUCUCGAGAGAGAUAAUCUACCAAUGCCCAUGAAUAAUAAUGUCAAUGUGUUGGCUGGGUCCAAGCUGAGUACAGAAGACAGCCUCCAGGUGACCAGGAUCAUGGCAAGGUUUGUCAGGCGUCUGUACGAGAGGGAUGUCUCAGCUGAACAACGGGAGAGAGACCCAAGAGAAGAGGCUCAGGGACUAAUGAGACUAAGAGCAGAGUACGAGCAGGAACUGGAUGAAUGGACUAAGACUAAGAGGGAUGGAUCUUGGAUUGAUCUGUGCAGGAAACCAACACUGAAUCCAGUCCUGUUUCCAAAGCUUCCCAGGUAGUGACAUUCAGUUACAUCACACCAGUUUCUUUCUCGGUGUAGUUCAACCCUUUCUUCUGGAGACAUAACCAUGAACCUUUCAAAGCUGAAUAAAUGAUAAAUGCACUUAAGUCUAUAUGCUUACAGCAAAAAGUUCUUAUGUCUCCUCAAAUGCGUGGUUCUGCAAUAUAUUGUGUCUAUUCAAGCAUUGUAGGUCUCUGGUAGCGCCUUGGGGACGGAAUCAAAGCUGAGGUUCCUAAUGUAACCAAUGGUUAACAACCACAGGCUUCGUCAUCAAUGAUAACUGUUAUGAAUUCGGUUCUCAUUGACUGAUUGAGUUUAUUUAGCUCAUGUGUAAGUAACUCAAAUGAAAUGGCUACGGCCGUGUGUGAGCAUCGGAUCAAUCUUUCGCAGACAAGUUAUAACCAUUCUGCUAAAGAAACAUACUAUAUAUGGGUAUGGGGCAGAAGCAGCACAGUGGAAGAGAGUCGGUCUCUGGAUCGAGAGGUUGUGGGUUUGACUCCCAGCUAAGUCACUGUUUGGUUCCCCUACUGGUCGAGUUCAAGUGAGAGUCUUCUGGUUGCUCCUUGAAAUCCGUGAUUGAUUUCUGUGGAGACCAGGUAAUCAUAUGGUACCCCAAAAGUGCUUUGAACAGGGAAACAUUGAAAAGCGCGAUAUAAGAACUCAACGUGAUUAUUUUAUCAUAGUUUAUACUGGCUGAUUUGCCAAAUAUCAUUUGACUGUUGUGACCUUGAAUAUUUGGUCAAAUCUAAGGUGCUCAGCUGACAGAUUGGGGGUGGGCCAAUGAAAAUGAGCCCACAGCUACAUGUAAAUAUGGAAUUGUGCAAAUAGUAUCAGAGCUGGUACCUAUUAAAUAUUGCAGACACAUUUAUACUAUAUUUACUAUAUCCUUUGUACAUAUUACAGAGAAAAUCGGAUGACCAUAGCUCAAACACUGGGACUAUAAGAGCAGUUAUGGAAAUCAGACAUUUUUGAUAGUUCGCGCAACUAUCUAUUUUUUUAUGUAUUUUGAUGUAUCUUGAUCAUUCUCGUUUCACAAUGUUACUUAAUUAGCUUCCAACAAUCAUUUAGCACAGCUUAGUUAAGAAUAACAUUUAAACAAUUUUUUAUAAUUUGUUUUAAUGAGCUUGUUUCAUGUGUUAUUGAGAUUUUGGAUCAGCCACUCAAAAACAUGUUUGUGUUGGGCUAUUUUUGAAUUUCUGUCCCCAGGUGAAUUUGUGUUGUAAUACAAAUGUAGUAGUUACAUGUACUAGAUUUCUUUGUGAAUCUAAUGUUAUUAUCUAAAUUCAGAUUUUGGACUCCAGACUGGGAACAAUCAUAAUUAGUUUUCCUCUCUGUGAUGAUGAAUGCAUAUUGAAUUUAUGAAGUUUUUGAAGCCAAAUGGCAAACUUAUGCCAUUUAAUCUCUGUGACCUCGAACAGUAGGUCAAAUGGAAAAACUUGUGUAACAAUUCAUGUAUGAGAGGUGGAUAUGAUGAUAAUACUGUCAUAAAUUGAAGAUUUGCUGCACUUUUUAUGUUUUAAGUUUUGGCCCUCUGGUGGCUAAAUUAAGGGUCAGAUUGAACUGAAAUUAAGUGUCAAAGGUCAUCUGACCGAGGGGAUUAUGUGUACAAAAUUUGAAUUUCAUAGGAGGUUAUCUUAAUAUCAAACAUAUCUUAUCUCGGUAUCGCACAUCAAUUGUACUGUAGAAGAACAAAAUGAAACAUACCUGAGCAAACCCAAGAUAAAAUAACUGAUAGUCGGUCAUAUUUAUCCCAGGCAGGGGGUGCUCUGACCCGUGAACUUUACGCCAGUCCUGAUAAGCCUGAAAAACAAAACAUUUCCGAGUUAGGGCGCAUGUCAAAUAUCACGGGGCUGAGAAAAUGAACACGCUUGAUCUCUCUCCCAGGCCUUUCAAUUACAUUGACACCCUUACACCUUGUAAUUUUUUAACCUUUUUUGGGGACAUGUUUUUUUCACUAUUAAGCCUUUGGGGACAUUUUGUGUGGCAAGCCAUCGAAAUUAGUUAAAAAUUCAGUGGGCAUUUGAAGUAUGUCUCUUAUUUUUUGUCGCCACAUGAAAAUGACACAUUUGGGUGUAUUGCAGGCAUUAAUUUAUGACAUUAAGGAACAGAAUUAAGCAUGCUGAGGCAUAGAAAAGGCUUCAGGGGUCAAUUACCCCUACUAUUCACGUCUCUUUUUUCAUGAUUGGCGAAAAUUCAUGAAAGAGAUAAAAACUUUCAUGGUUUUUAGUUUAGUGGAUUAUGAAAUAGCUUCCAGUUUUUCAAACCAAUAAGUAUUUUUUCGGAUUUUUGAUUAUUACACAUCUACUUAUAGGUUAAUCUAGGUUUUAGGCUUGACCUAGGUUGUAUAGGCUUGACCUAGGUUGUAUAGGCUUGACCUAGGUUUUCGGCUUGACCUAGGUUGUAUGGGCUUGACCUAGGUUGUAUAGGCUUGACCUAGGUUGUAUAGGCUUGACCUAGGUUUUCGGCUUGACCUAGGUUGUAUGGGCUUGACCUAGGUUGUAUAGGCUUGACCUAGGUUUUCGGCUUGACCUAGGUUGUAUGGGCUUGACCUAGGUUGUAUAAUACUAUUUCUUAUUGGUCAAAAUGAAUUCAGGAUUCUCUUUAUAUAUUCGUUAAAUGCUUUAGGUUUGAAGCACUGGGAUGUUGAUCAAUGAUAAUUCUAAAACACCUUGGUUACAAUGAACCACAGUUUACAGUGUAUAACGCACUCAGUGCCUCAUUUUGACGGCUGCAGUUAUGAUCAGGCAACCACGGCCUGCGUUGGUGCAAAAUAUGGAAGCGGUGAAAAGCAGUCAAAAUCUCAUUUUUUUGCGUAAAUUGGUGUGUUUUAUAAUAGAAAUGGAUACCUCACUGAUAGAAAUGGUUGUCUCUCACCAAACACUGCUCGGGGAGAAGCGAUUUUGCCCAAAAUCUCAGCCGCCAAAUUGGUUUUGACCAAUAAUUUAGAUGAGACAUCAUUGGUAUAAAUUCCUAAACCAUUUAAAGCCUGAUCUUCACCACUUCACAGAAAAUAUUUAUUACAACUUUGCGAGACUGAGGUAUUCUGAAUGGCAGCUUUGGUAACUUACUGCGGUAGCUGAGCAUGAUUUUCAUACAAGAUUUUCCAGAGCGAAAACUUUUGUUCUGUGAGUAUUUUGGCGUCAUAUGAUGUAAACAACAUUUUGCUCCAGAAACUCGGGCUUUAUGGAGUGGCAUUUCCGUGGAGACUCGGGCUCCAACUUGUUAAAAGAACUUCUCAAACUGGGACCAUAUUCUCAUGUACUUGUCCGCCAAACUUGGUAUAUUUUCUAUUUCAUGUUGAGUAUGUUUCAACUUCAGUUCUAUUGUUUGAGUAUUCAGGGGCGGAGCUAGCAUUUUGGUUUGGCGGGGGGGGAGCAGAAGUGUUUUUGGGUGUGAAAUAUGACACUGCUUGAAAUUUAUGGGCCAAAAUCAUGUUCAAAAACACAUUUUGGUGACUUCAUGAGGCUUUUUGCACCUCCCCCCUCGUAGCUACAAACCUGAGAUAGGGCGAUAUGUUGGACAAGUUGUAAACAGUUCAUAUUAGGGAGGUUGAGAUCUGGGACUUAUCACGGAUCGAGUAUGGAUAAAAACGUACAGAAAAUUCGUCCUCUUUCUACCGAGUAUUCUUCGUAUAUGUAUAAGGCUCCUUGAUAAGUUGAAGACACUAUCAAGGCAGAAAUAUUUGAAUGCCUUUUAUGUAGAAAGAGUUUUGGCUGCAAAAACGAAAAUCUAAUUACUGAGUCUAAAUUACCAUGGUAACUCAGAGUCGUUGUAAGACCGGUAAUUUGGUAUUACCACGUUCUGGUCUUGGUGGGUGGGAUUGUGUAUAGUCCAUUCAUAAAUCUGUUGUCUGUGUUGUUUAGUAGAACCUCUCUAUUAAGGACACCAUUCGGUGUGACAAGUGUUGUCCUUAAUAGAGAGGUGUCCUGAUAAGAGAGCUCAAAUUGAAUGGAAACGAUCAAUUUGGGUCUAAAACUAGUGUCCUUGAGAGAGAAGUUGUAUUAAAUAGAGUGGUGUCUGCUUAGGGAGGUCCACUACUGGUAUUGGGUGUUAUUAUGCUAUUUCAUAAAUAUGCAAAAUUGCAAUUUCACGAACUUGCGAAAUAAAAGGUUGAGAAAUAUUUCUGGGUUUACGGUAAUGUUGGGCAAUAAAAUUAGAUUUAAGAAAAACUGAACUCUUAAGAAAUCGGUCCAGUAUCUUUUGCACAGCGGAUCAAAAGGACGCGAACAUUUACUUCUGAAUAGUAUAGUAAACCAUGAUAAAACUUGUGUAUGUUAUCUAAAUAUUUGUAUUUCAUCUUCUUGUACUUGUUGUAAGACUUUGACUUUAACUUGGAUGUUGUAGAUCAAUAAUAAAUUG